AUGAAGCUUCUUUACCGAGCCUCGCGGGAUGGCUUUUCGGCGCAAGCCUUUCACCAGAAGUGUGAUGCGCAUGGGCCUGCCGUGGUCAUUGCCCGCAGCCAAGCAGGCUACAUCUUUGGAAGAUACACAGACACUGCCUUCAACUCAAGUGGCGGCUACAGGCAGUGCAGCAGGUCUUUCUUGUUUCACCUCUCGGGACCAUCAAUUCAUGGGCCUUCAAAGCAUGUCAUAUUUCAAAACCAUCAGCAUGGCAUCUGCUGCAGUUCGAAUCACGCUGCAACCUUUGGCGGAGGCCACGACAUGCAGAUCUUCCCGGCAGACGCGGCAGCCAGGGUUGCAUUUAGCCUCGGCUACACCUACCAGGCAGCAGGCACGGGCUUCAAUUAUUCUUUCCUUGCAGAAGGUCCGGAGGCAGUGGUGACAGAAUGGGAAGUUUUCCAGAUUCAGAACAACGGCGAGGGAGCGCAGCUGCUUUGUUUGAAAAACUACUUGGAGGCCAAGGUAGCUGAGUGGCAGGAACAAGAGCAGGCCAAAGAGUGGAGUGUGGUCAACAAGUUGCUUCAAGUCAUGAACAGCGGCGUUGAGUAUGCGCACAAGGCUUCUCAGGAAGACAAGAAGUUGCACUAUCGUUGUCAGACAAUAAAUCAGGACCGACCACAGCGCUCCACGUUGAAUUUGCGGACCAGCGGCAGCGGAUGGUGGGGGAUCGGGCAGGUGCGGGCAGUGCCAAGUUUGCUCGGUUUGCUUACCAACACCCACCGGCAUGGUUUCCUCUUUUUGGGCGGCGAUGAUGCAAGGGCAUAUGUCCAUGAGUGGGUGCGGCGAAAUCUGGAGGCGCCAAGGCCUGGUAGCAAGUGA
Molecule: messenger RNA, 858 nt
Organism: Effrenium voratum
Lineage: Eukaryota; Dinophyceae; Suessiales; Symbiodiniaceae
Source: the annotation of a GenBank genome assembly